This is a messenger RNA of Aspergillus glaucus CBS 516.65, 2573 nucleotides long. Its product is annotated as glycoside hydrolase family 32 protein. Gene Ontology annotation, biological process: sucrose catabolic process. Bases 127 to 2124 code for a protein of 665 amino acids. The transcript is spliced from 2 exons. Gene Ontology annotation, molecular function: sucrose alpha-glucosidase activity. NCBI's taxonomy places the organism in Eukaryota, Fungi, Ascomycota, Eurotiomycetes, Eurotiales, Aspergillaceae. The record is from RefSeq and is a predicted model, not a curated record.
AAAAUUGAGUGGAAAGAAGAGACAUCGAGUAUAAAAUCUGCUUUGCCCUCGGGUAAGCUAUGAUUCUGAAGCUUCGAUAAUCAAAUCUCUUUUCUUAAUCUACCCACUUCCUCCUACUUCGCCGCCAUGAAGCGUCCAACCGCAGCGAAGGCCCUAUUCAUGAGUUUUGGGGCUGCUGUCGCGCAAGACUACAACGCCCCGCCACCUGAUCUUUCAACGCUCCCGAGUCUUUCUCUUUUUGACACUUGGAGACCUCACAUCCACGUCCUCCCACCAGCAGGCCAGAUUGGAGACCCAUGUGCGCAUUACGUUGAUCCUGAGACAGGUCUCUUUCAUGUUGGCUAUCUCCACAACGGCACUGGCAUUGCAAGUGUCCAAACAGAUGACCUUGUUCACUAUUAUGAUGUGAAUGAGAACGGCAACUACUCAAUUGUUGCUGGUGGUCCCAAUGACCCCCUUGCAGUGUUUGAUGGCUCUGUCAUUCCCAAUGGUGUUGAUGGCAAACCAACACUCUUGUACACAGCAGUCUCAGCACUCCCAAUCCACUGGACCCUUCCCUACACCCGCGGAAGUGAGGCCCAAGCUUUGGCAGUCACCUAUGAUGGCGGGAAGAACUUCACUAAGCUGGAAAUUCCACCUGUUAUUCCUGAACCUCCUGCUGGGCUGGAUGUAACUUCCUUCCGUGACCCCUUUGUUUUCAAGAACGGAGAACUCGACCAAGCCCUCAACAGCGAUGAGGGAACGUGGUAUACUGCAAUCUCAGGUGGUAUUCAGGAUGUUGGCCCUGGUAUCUUUCUGUACCGCAAUCUGAGCCCUGAGACUUUUACAGAGUGGGAGUAUGUGGGAGAGUGGUUCAAUGCACCAGCCAACUCCACCUGGGGCAAUGGUGACUGGUCCAAGGUCAAUGGCUACAACUGGGAGACCGUCAAUGCAUUGAGUCUUGAUAGAGAAGGGUACAACGUUAAUGGAAAGACUUUUGUGACUUUUGGCGUGGAGGGGUCAUAUGCCCCGAUUCAGGAGUCUGUCACCUCCAUGCAUGCCAUGCUUUGGGCAUCAUCCGGUGGUGUGUCAGCCACUGAGGAUGGGGAUGCAGUUUUCAACCCUGAUAUGGUUGGUGUCCUUGACUGGGGCUUGUCGGCAUAUGCUGGUGCCGGAAAAGUUGUGCCGAGCACCGCUCAAGCUUCCUCUGGCAGUGGCGCUCCGGACCGCUUCCUCUCCUACAUCUGGCUGACUGGCGAUGUGUUUGGAGGAGUUGUGGGGUUCCCUGCUGAGCAGCAAGGCUGGCAGAACACAUUGCUGCUGCCGCGCGAGCUGUAUGUAAAGGACAUCCCGAACGUGGUGAACAACGACCUUGUCCAGGAGACUGGCUCAUGGCGUGUGGCUGAUGACUCUGGCGAAUGCGUUGAACUUGAGACCCUUGGAAUCGACAUUGCGCGGGAGACCUAUGACGCUAUUACUAGUGCUCCAGGCUUCGAUGAACCAGACAGGACGCUCACAUCCGAAGGCGUCAUCCCAUUUAACCGCUCCCCUGAAACGAGAUUUUUCUCUCUCGAGGCCCAAAUCUCCUUCCCAGCGUCAGCGCGAGAUUCUGCCUUGCAGUCUGGUUUCCAGAUCCUGGCCUCGGAGGAAGAGUCAACUACCAUCUACUACCAAUUUUCGAACGAAUCUAUCAUCAUCGACCGCUACAACACCAGUGCUGCUGCGGAGACGACCAGUGGCAUUGACGCGUCCCCCGAGUCCGGACGCCUGCGCCUCUUUGACAUCGACGACAGCUGCGCUAGCAAAGGCAGCAACGGCGAUAAGGACAACGGUCACCACGAUCACGGCCACGGUGGCAAGUUCAAGCACAACAAGGGGCCUGCUCUUCACAGCAAAGAAGGCAAGCGACAGGUCGGCGAAUCCAACGGUGAGCACAUUGAGACUCUGGACCUUACUAUUACCGUCGACAACUCUGUUCUCGAGAUUUACGCCAAUGGACGCUUUGCGCUGUCUACUUAUGUUCGUCCUUGGUAUGCCAACUCGACCGAUAUUCGCUUCUUCCACAACGGCGAAGGCGAGGUCUCGUUCAGCAACAUUCGCGUUGCGGACGGCUUGUACGAUGCGUACCCGGAGAGAGCGCGGUAAACGAAUUCUUGGACGUUUGGUAUCGUCUCACGUCUAUUUUUCGUACUGUUCUCCCGCGUCUUGCGAGAGAAGCGAGAGCUGAGCAUUACCGUUUUGUGUCUGGGGGCCAUUGCGAUAUGGGGUGGGUAAUGACGGUACUCCGUUAACUUAGUUAGAUCAAUGCCAUGUUGAAGUUUAUUGAAUGAAACGCUCCCUAAAGGUGCAUUUUGAUCUAUUUGCGUACGAUUGGACCUGGAACUAGAGUCGCUUGCUGGCAAAAGCCUGCUUCUUCCUUUUCGUUCGCAUUUUCCAUGGAAGUACCCAUUUCCGACAUCGAUACCGGGUAGCUUGCAUAGGAGCGGGACGUCAAUCAUCUACUAGCGAGAAAUGUUGUGUAAAGAUGCCGAUUCAUGACAUUGGUGGCGCGUUGAUAGCAGAAGCCAACGUCUUGUCUAGACAGUGUUUAUCAC